AUGGACAUCUGGAAAGAAUUAAUUGAUAAACUUAUUCAAGAUCUUCAAAUUCAAAAUUUUUCUAUGCUGGGUAAAAUGAUUGAAUGGGUAUCUCACGAAAAUUUUCUUGAUGUUUCGCAUAAAGCAACUGGCGGAUUUGGAAGAACCGUAUAUACCGCUAAUUGGGUAGGUGGUUAUAUAAUUGAAUGGGAUGAACAUAAUCAAAAAUUUAUAAGAUCAGGAACUUGUGCCGUCGCCUUAAAGCCUUUGUAUAACUCUAAUAAUCCAAGUGAAGAUUUUUUUAAGGAAGUUAGAUCCACUUUUAUACUUACAUCAGAAUCUCAUUUGUUUGUUCCAUUAUUAUAUAGUAUAACAAAAUCGCCAGAUAUUGGUGAUCAUAUGUUAAUUUUGGAUUAUAUGAAAAGUGGGGAUUUGGGAUCUUUUUUACGCAAAAAGAAAGGUACUUCUACAUGGACGGAAAGAUUUAGUUUAUUGAGGGAUAUUUCUCUAGGACUUGAACAAAUUCAUGAAAAUGAUCUAUUACACAAAGACCUUCAUCCUGGAAACAUUUUAACAAAAACUGGGAAUGAAUGGGAAAUAUGUGAUAUGGGAUUUUGUGGGCCUGCGAAUAAAGAUUCAGUGAAUGAAAUUUUUGGAAAUUUGCAAUAUGUAGCCUCUGAA
Molecule: messenger RNA, 660 nt
Organism: Dentiscutata erythropus
Lineage: Eukaryota; Fungi; Glomeromycota; Glomeromycetes; Diversisporales; Gigasporaceae
Source: the annotation of a GenBank genome assembly